Messenger RNA from Synchiropus splendidus (mandarinfish), 3695 nucleotides. RefSeq names its product kinesin-1 heavy chain. Gene Ontology annotation, biological process: microtubule-based movement. Bases 236 to 3127 code for a protein of 963 amino acids. The transcript is spliced from 26 exons. Gene Ontology annotation, molecular function: microtubule motor activity; ATP binding; microtubule binding. NCBI's taxonomy places the organism in Eukaryota, Metazoa, Chordata, Actinopteri, Syngnathiformes, Callionymidae. The record is from RefSeq and is a predicted model, not a curated record.
UCAUCGGCAGCCAGGAGGGGUGAGGUGAUCCUGCUGCUGCUGCUCCGCCGGUGUCAUGGCUUCCUAACAGGACCGGGAGGCGAUCCACUGCGAACCGAGGAUUUCUGCUUGCCCCUGACACAUCCACGCUCCUCUCUAGCGACUGAGAUCCGGGCUUGAGGGGCUCGCUCGCCCCUGUGAUCCAGGACACGCGUGAUUCUUAUUGUCGACUCGUUCCAUCGGUAAACGGCGGAAGAUGGCCGACCCGGCGGAGUGCACCAUCAAAGUGAUGUGCCGUUUCAGGCCCCUGAACAGCUCCGAGGUGACUCGGGGAGACAAGUACAUUCCCAAAUUCCAAGGGGAGGACACCGUCGUGAUCGGGGGCAAACCAUAUAUGUUUGACCGAGUCUUUCAGUCGAGCACGACACAGGAACAAGUUUACAACGCCUGCGCCCAAAAGAUUGUAAAAGAUGUUUUGGAGGGAUAUAACGGAACCAUUUUUGCGUACGGGCAGACAUCCUCUGGGAAAACGCACACAAUGGAGGGGAAUCUCCAUGACACAGAUGCAAUGGGAAUUAUCCCCAGGAUAGUUCAAGAUAUCUUCAACUACAUCUACUCCAUGGAUGAGAACCUGGAGUUUCAUAUCAAAGUCUCAUAUUUUGAAAUUUACCUCGACAAGAUCCGGGAUCUUUUGGAUGUUUCAAAGACAAAUCUGUCAGUGCAUGAAGACAAAAACAGAGUUCCUUACGUCAAGGGCUGCACUGAGAGGUUUGUUUGCAGUCCUGAGGAGGUCAUGGACACAAUCGAUGAAGGCAAAUCCAACAGACAUGUAGCAGUCACAAACAUGAACGAGCACAGUUCCAGGAGUCACAGCAUCUUCCUGAUCAACGUCAAGCAGGAAAACACUCAGACGGAGCAGAAGCUCAGCGGCAAACUCUAUCUGGUGGAUCUGGCUGGCAGUGAAAAGGUCAGUAAAACUGGAGCGGAGGGAGCCGUGCUGGACGAGGCCAAGAACAUUAACAAGUCGUUGUCGUCUUUGGGGAACGUCAUCUCCGCCCUGGCGGAGGGCACGGCCUACAUCCCCUACCGAGACAGCAAGAUGACCCGUAUCCUGCAGGACUCGCUGGGCGGCAACUGUCGAACCACUAUUGUCAUCUGCUGCUCGCCUUCCUCCUACAACGAGGCCGAAACCAAAUCCACCCUUAUGUUUGGGCAAAGAGCAAAGACCAUCAAGAACACGGUCACUGUCAACAUCGAGCUGACAGCAGAACAGUGGAAGCAGAAGUACGAGCGUGAGAAGGAGAAGAACAAGACGCUGAGGAACACGGUCACUCGCCUGGAAAAUGAGCUCAACCGCUGGAGGAACGGAGAGAGCGUGCCGGUGGAGGAGCAGUUCGACAAGGAGAAGGCCAACGCCGAGGUGAUGGCCCUGGACAACAUCAUCAAUGACAAGCCGGCGUCCACUCCCAACGUCCCUGGCGUUCGCCUCACUGAUGUGGAGAAGGACAAGUGUGAGGCAGAGCUCGCCAAACUCUACAAGCAGCUGGACGACAAGGAUGAGGAGAUCAAUCAGCAGAGCCAGCUGGCAGAGAAGCUGAAACAGCAGAUGCUGGACCAGGAGGAGCUCCUGGCCUCGUCACGGCGCGACCAUGAAAACCUCCAGGCCGAGCUGAACCGUCUGCAGGCAGAGAAUGAGGCCUCCAAGGAGGAGGUGAAGGAGGUGCUUCAGGCCCUGGAGGAGCUGGCCGUCAACUAUGACCAGAAGAGCCAGGAAGUGGAGGAUAAGACCAAGGAGUUUGAGGUUAUCAGCGAGGAGCUCAGCCAGAAGUCCUCCGUCCUCUCCUCGCUGGACUCUGAGCUCCAGAAGCUGAAAGAAAUGUCCAACCACCAGAAGAAGAGAGUGACGGAGAUGAUGUCAUCGCUGCUCAAGGACCUCGCCGAGAUCGGCAUCGCUGUGGGCAGCAACGACAUCAAGCAACAUGAGGGCGGCAGCGGCCUGAUAGACGAGGAGUUCACCGUGGCCCGGCUCUACAUCAGCAAGAUGAAGUCUGAAGUGAAGAGCAUGGCCAAGCGCUGCAAGCAGCUGGAGAGCACCCAGUCGGAGAGUAACAAGAAGAUGGACGAGAACGAGAAGGAGCUGGCCGCCUGUCAGCUGCGCAUCUCACAGCAUGAAGCGAAAAUCAAGUCGCUCACCGAGUACCUGCAGAAUGUGGAGCAGAAGAAGAGGCAGCUGGAGGAGAAUGUGGACUCUCUGAAUGAGGAGCUGGUCAAGAUGAGUGCUCAGGAGAAAGUCCACGCCAUGGAGAAGGAGAACGAGAUCCAGACGGCAAAUGAAGUCAAGGAAGCGGUGGAAAAGCAGAUCCACUCUCACCGUGAAGCCCACCAGAAGCAGAUCAGCAGCCUGAGAGACGAGCUGGACAACAAGGAGAAGCUCAUCACAGACCUGCAGGAUCAGAACCAGAAGAUCAUGCUGGAGCAGGAGAGACUGAGAGUGGAGCAUGAGAAGCUAAAGUCGACCGACCAGGAGAAGAGCCGGAAACUACAUGAGCUCACGGUGAUGCAGGACAGAAGGGAGCAGGCCCGACAAGACCUGAAGGGCCUGGAGGAGACAGUGGCCAAAGAGCUGCAGACCCUGCACAACUUGAGGAAGCUCUUUGUUCAGGAUCUGGCCACCAGAGUGAAAAAGAGUGCUGAGAUGGACUCGGACGACACUGGGGGAAGUGCGGCGCAAAAACAGAAAAUUUCCUUUCUUGAGAACAAUCUUGAGCAACUCACCAAGGUUCACAAACAGCUGGUGCGUGACAAUGCAGACCUGCGUUGUGAGCUUCCUAAACUGGAAAAACGUCUUCGAGCUACGGCUGAGCGGGUCAAGGCCCUGGAGUCUGCUCUAAAGGAGGCCAAGGAGAACGCCGCCCGCGACCGCAAGCGCUACCAACAGGAGGUGGACCGCAUCAAGGAGGCAGUCAGGGCCAAGAACAUGGCCAGGCGGGGACACUCGGCCCAGAUCGCUAAACCUAUCCGGCCAGGACAGCAGCCUGUGGCGUCCCCUACUCACCCAAACAUCAACCGCAGCGGUGGAAGCUUCUACCAGAACAGCCAGCCGGUUUCUAUCCGGGGCGGCGGCAGCACCAAGACCGAUAAGAACUGAUCAGCAGAAGAAGCCAACACGCUCCUCCUCCUCCUUCCUCCCGACAACCUGUCAUUCCAUAACAGAGGACGGACUCUUCAUCGCUGCUUCUACGUCGCCGAGGAGUCUCUGAAUUAUAAAUAUAUAAAUAUAAAUAUUCCCGGGUCUGUACAGCUCCUCCCCCUUGCCUCCCCACCCUCCCCCCUACUCUCUUCCUGGUUAUAUAAUAUUAAGAAAAAAACAUUUUCAUUCGCAACAUUCUGUUGUCACAACCAAACACAGUGUCGAGCGCAGCCGGAACCGACUCGAAUGUGCUGCUUCGGCUUUUUUUCUCUACCCCCUCCUCCCAACCUCUACCUCCCCCAUCACCCGCCUCCUCUACGCACAGUCAGUCGUCAUCUGUCGCCGGUUUGUUUUGCACUGUGCCAAGCUGAAUGUAACGGUAGCAAGAUCACACCUACGAAGAAAAAGACCAAAAAAAUCCUCACCUGGAGAACUAGCUUGACCCCGUAGGCUGCCCUCUGUGCUUCUGAAGAUAUUAACCGACACUCUUGAUGCGUAACGAAAAAAAAACAAAACAAAAAAAGAC